This is a messenger RNA of Exophiala xenobiotica, 1365 nucleotides long. RefSeq lists its product as uncharacterized. The coding region runs from base 1 to 1365 and encodes 454 amino acids. The record is from RefSeq and is a predicted model, not a curated record. Gene Ontology annotation, molecular function: acyl-CoA dehydrogenase activity; flavin adenine dinucleotide binding. The transcript is spliced from 2 exons. NCBI's taxonomy places the organism in Eukaryota, Fungi, Ascomycota, Eurotiomycetes, Chaetothyriales, Herpotrichiellaceae.
AUGUCCGCAAGCAUUUCCACGGCACCCUACGCCGACCCUCCCUGGCUCUCUCGCGAUAUCAGCCCUUACUACAAUGAAGGCCACCGCCGCCUGCAGCGCGAGGCUCGUGAGUACGUGUCUACGCACAUCACGCCGUUCUGCGCCGAAUGGGAGGCUCAAGGUUCCGUGCCGCAGCAAGUCAUCCUCAACCACGCCAGGCUCGGGUACAUGGCUGUCUCGGUGUACCCGCUUGCCGUGCAGCAGAUCAGGACUCUGGGCCAACGACUUCCGGGCGACAUCGACCCGGAGGACUGGGAUGGAUUUCAUGAUCUGAUCGUCAUCGACGAGGUCGCAAGAUGCGGAUAUCUGGGCGUGAUCUGGGCGUUGAGUUGUGGGAACUCGAUCGGUGCGCCGCCCGUCAUCAAUUUCGGGUCCGAUGAGCAGAAGGCGCGCUUUCUGCCGGACAUGCUUGCUGGGCGGUCGCGAUUCUGCUUGGGUGUCACCGAGCCCGAUGCUGGUUCCGAUGUUGCAGGACUAUUGACCACGGCCGAACGGCAAGGAGACAAAUACAUUGUCAAUGGCAGCAAGAAAUGGAUCACGAACGGCAUCUUUGCCGAUUAUUGUACGGCGGCAGUACGGACUGGAGGACCAGGCCGAAAGGGCAUCUCUGCACUGAUGGUUCCGAUGAAGGCGAAAGGCGUUACGUGCAAGAAGAUGGAAAAUUCCGGCGUCAAUGCCAGCGGGUCCACAUAUAUCGAGUUUGACGACGUCGAGGUGCCCGUGUCGAAUCUGCUGGGGCAAGAAAAUCGAGGGUUCGAUAUCAUCAUGUCCAAUUUCAACCAUGAAAGACUGUGGCUCGCGUGCACAUCCCUGCGCAUGGCACGAGUCUGCGCCGAAGACUCCUACAGCCACGCGACCAAACGGGAAACGUUUGGAAAGCCGUUGAUCUCAAAUCAGGUCAUAGCAGCCAAGAUUGCCGGGUUUGCGCGCGAUAUCGAGCCCGUCCAUGCGUAUAUGGAAUCCCUGGUGUACAUGGUAGAGCACGAAAGGAAACGCAAAGCACUGCUUCGCCAGGGAGGUGCCGUCAUGGUAGGAUCCGGCGUGGAAGAAGCUCAGCAGGUCGACCUCAACAUCGGUGGGAUGAUCGCCACUCUGAAGACUAGUGCCGGCCGAGCAUUGGAGCGUGUCAACCGUGAAGCUCAACAGAUCAUGGGCGGUGCAGGCUAUCAGAGAGGUGGCAAAGGUGCCCGAAUCGAGCAGAUCAGCCGUGAUGUGCGCGUUAUGGUCGUUGGUGGAGGAAGUGAUGAGAUUCUCAGUGAUCUUGCAGUCAAAUUGGAGACAAAGGAGUUGCAGAGGAUUGCGUCUGUAAGGUCAAGCAAGCUCUGA